Molecule: messenger RNA, 1560 nt
Organism: Eupeodes corollae
Lineage: Eukaryota; Metazoa; Arthropoda; Insecta; Diptera; Syrphidae
Product: myrosinase 1-like
Exons: 8
Coding region: 1-1560 (519 amino acids)
Biological process (GO): carbohydrate metabolic process
Molecular function (GO): beta-glucosidase activity
Source: RefSeq, a predicted model, not a curated record
AUGGUAUUUUUCUGUUUUUUGUCUAGUAUUUUCUUCUUCGUCAAUCCCAUAGGAACUAUUGAACAGAUAUUGACUUCGUGUGAUCUUCCUCCAAGUGGAAGUCCAUAUUUUCCAAAGAAUUUCAGUUUUGGUGUAGCAACAUCUGCUUACCAAAUUGAGGGCGGAUGGAAUGCCGACGGUAAGGGUCCAUCAAGCUGGGAUGACUUCACGCAAAACUAUCCACACUUGAUUAGUGAUGGUUCCACAGCUAACAUAGCAGCUGAUUCAUAUCACCGAUUCGAUCAGGACUUAUCGGCCUUAAAAGAUCUCAAAGUAAACCACUACCGUUUCUCCAUAUCUUGGUCUCGAAUUUUUCCCAAUGGCGACAUAUCAUCUCGAAAUCAAAAAGGAAUUGAUUAUUAUAAUAAAGUUAUUGAUAAACUAUUGGAAAACGGUAUUGAACCGAUGGUCACAAUGUUUCACUUCGAUCUUCCUCUAGACAUUCAAAAAAUUGGUGGAUUAACAAAUGAUCUAUUUGUUCAAAUGUUUGUCACAUAUGCAACUGAACUAUUUGAAAAUUUUGGCGAUAGAGUGAAAUUAUGGCUAACCUUCAAUGAGCCACACUAUUUUUGCAAGUCAAGCUAUGCCGACGGAUUCCAUCCACCACAAGUUGAUCUUAAGGGUGAAGGAGAUUAUAUGUGUAUGAACAAUACAAUAAAGGCACAUGCUGAAGCCUAUAAAGUUUACAAGUCAAGAUUUUAUGAAAAGCAGAGAGGCAAAAUUGGUCUGGCCUUAGGCAGCUAUUUCUAUUUUUCGAAGUCGAGUGAAACUGAAGCAGCCGCUCACCGUGCAUUACAAUUUAGUUUGGGAUUCUUAGCUCAACCUAUAUUUUCAAAAUCUGGAGGAUAUCCUGAAGAAAUGACUAAAGGCAUCGAAUUAAAUAGUUUAAAAGAAGGAAGGCAUCGUUCACGCUUACCAAAUCUUAGCGGAUAUUGGAAAAAUCUUACCCAAGGUUCAGCUGAUUUUUUCGCUCUUAAUUAUUACACUUCCAGAUUGAUUAAACGUUCUAGAAAUCCAAGUGGUUUCAGUCCAUCAUGGGAGCAUGAUAUGGAUUGUGAUGAAUCCUUAGACCCAACAUGGCUAAAAGGUAAAACAUCUUGGUUGUACUGCGUUCCAGAGGGACUCGAAAGUUUGUUAAAGUAUAUUCGCGAUGAAUAUGAAAACAUAGAAGUUAUAAUUACAGAGAACGGAUGGGCUGAUGAAGGUGAAUUUGAAGAUGACAGUCGGAUUCAAUAUUUAAAAAGUCAUUUACAAGCAGUCUUAAAUGCAAUUAAUGAUGGCUGCAAUGUCACUGGCUAUACAUAUUGGAGCCUUAUGGAUAAUUUUGAAUGGGAAAGUGGAUUCACUGCUAAAUUUGGCCUGUAUGCGGUUAAUAUGCUAAGUCCAAAAAGAGAAAGAACUCCAAAGAAAUCUGCUGAUUACUAUAAAAAAGUAAUUAAGUAUAAGAAAUUGUUAAACGAAAUCAAUAUGUACACUUUAUUAAAAAAUCAUAAAAUAAAUAAAAAAAGUAAAAACAGUUAA